AUGCAAAUCCCUUUCAUAUCACCUCGAGCAUGGAUAAAGUCUCUAAAAUAUUCCGUUACUGUGAAAUGGAGGCCAUGGACGAUACAAGAUAAAGUCCCUGGGUACAUCACGAGUUAUGUUAAUAAGAUGACAUUUGCCACUGUGAAAGGAAGCGGGCACACGUUAGGGUAUAAACCAGAGGAGAGCUCAAUCUUGUUCAAGAGAAACGGUUACGGUACCUUCACGAAAGUGAAGUUCGCUGAGAACACUGCUUCCGGUGAGAGCGUCGCCAUGAAAACUGUGGAUCGUAGCUCCAUCAUCAAGCGGAAGGUGGUCGAUCAGGUUCGUAAUGGACGUAGUGAAGCAGAACCUAGGAAAUACUUAGAGAAGCUUAUCGAUGGAGUUCAUUACUGCCAUGGUAAUGGAGUCUACCACAGCGCUUUAAAGGUGAUACCUUGCCUUGCUGAGAAUCAACAAACUUUUUAA
Molecule: messenger RNA, 465 nt
Organism: Microthlaspi erraticum
Lineage: Eukaryota; Viridiplantae; Streptophyta; Magnoliopsida; Brassicales; Brassicaceae
Source: the annotation of a GenBank genome assembly